Scaptodrosophila lebanonensis is the source of this 3097-nucleotide messenger RNA. RefSeq names its product transitional endoplasmic reticulum ATPase TER94 (gene TER94). The record is from RefSeq and is a predicted model, not a curated record. The coding region runs from base 65 to 2611 and encodes 848 amino acids. Gene Ontology annotation, molecular function: polyubiquitin modification-dependent protein binding; ATP binding; ATP hydrolysis activity. Gene Ontology annotation, biological process: retrograde protein transport, ER to cytosol; mitotic spindle disassembly; autophagosome maturation. Gene Ontology annotation, cellular component: cytosol; nucleus; VCP-NPL4-UFD1 AAA ATPase complex. The transcript has 6 exons. Lineage: Eukaryota; Metazoa; Arthropoda; Insecta; Diptera; Drosophilidae.
ACAAUAUAUAUAAACUUAUUAAAAAAUUGUUGCACGCAUUUAAAACGCAUUGAUUUGAUCGAAAAUGUCGGGCCGGAACGAUGGUGAAUCCUGGCCGCCUUCGGGAAGUGGUAAUAACCACGACAUAACCAACUUUGUGCGUAAUUAUAGAAAUGAGCAGGAUGAUAAAUUAAAGAAAGAUAAUCCGGGUGUACCCAAACAGCAGUCGUCGUUUGAGAAACGUGAAGACCUCGCAACGGCGAUUUUGAAGCGCAAGGAUCGUCCCAAUCGUCUCAUUGUUGAGGAAGCUCAAAAUGAUGACAAUUCCGUCGUGUCGCUUUCGCAGGCGAAAAUGGACGAGCUACAGCUCUUUCGAGGCGACACCGUUAUUCUUAAAGGAAAGCGUCGCAAGGAAACUGUGUGCAUUGUGCUCUCGGAUGACACUUGUCCCGAUGAAAAGAUUCGCAUGAACCGUGUGGUGCGCAAUAAUCUGUGUGUUCAUUUGUCCGAUGUUGUGUCCGUGCAAUCCUGUCCGGACGUCAAGUAUGGCAAGCGAGUGCGGAUUUUGCCCAUCGAUGAUACCACUGAAGGUGUUACGGGCAACUUGUUUGAAAUCUAUCUGAAGCCCUAUUUCUUGGAGGCCUAUCGUCCUAUUCACAUGGGUGAUAAUUUCAUUGUACGCGCCGCAAUGCGGCCUAUUGAGUUCAAAGUCGUGCUGACUGAUCCCGAGCCUUAUUGUAUUGUGGCUCCAGAGACUGUCAUCUUUUGUGACGGCGAUCCAAUUAAGCGUGAGGAAGAAGAGGAAUCAUUGAAUGCCGUCGGUUAUGAUGACAUUGGGGGUUGCCGGAAGCAAUUGGCUCAAAUUAAGGAAAUGGUUGAGCUACCCUUGCGUCAUCCAUCGCUCUUCAAAGCAAUUGGUGUGAAGCCACCACGUGGCAUUUUAAUGUACGGUCCACCUGGUACUGGAAAGACCCUAAUUGCACGGGCUGUUGCCAAUGAGACUGGCGCCUUUUUCUUCCUAAUCAACGGUCCCGAAAUUAUGUCGAAAUUGGCUGGUGAAUCCGAGUCAAAUCUUCGAAAAGCAUUCGAAGAAGCCGAAAAGAAUUCACCUGCAAUCAUUUUCAUUGAUGAGAUCGACGCCAUUGCGCCCAAGCGCGAUAAAACCCAUGGCGAAGUUGAGCGUCGCAUUGUGUCGCAGCUGCUGACAUUAAUGGACGGCAUGAAGAAGAGUUCGCAUCUGAUUGUGAUGGCAGCCACCAAUCGGCCCAAUUCCAUUGAUCCAGCGCUCCGUCGCUUUGGACGUUUUGAUCGUGAAAUCGAUAUCGGUAUUCCAGAUGCUACUGGACGCCUGGAGGUGCUGCGCAUUCACACAAAGAACAUGAAAUUGCACGAGGAUGUCGAUCUGGAACAGAUUGCGGCGGAAACUCACGGCCAUGUUGGUGCCGACCUGGCAUCACUUUGUUCAGAAGCGGCUCUCCAGCAAAUUCGCGAGAAGAUGGAUCUCAUCGAUUUGGAGGAUGAUAAGAUUGAUGCCGAAGUGCUCGCCUCGCUGGCUGUCACCAUGGAGAAUUUCCGCUAUGCCAUGACAAAGUCAAGCCCGUCGGCCCUACGUGAAACCGUUGUUGAGGUGCCUAACACCACCUGGACUGACAUUGGAGGCUUGGAGAAUGUUAAGAAAGAGCUUCAAGAACUGGUUCAAUAUCCAGUGGAACAUCCUGACAAGUUCCUUAAGUUUGGCAUGCAGCCCAGUCGUGGUGUACUUUUCUAUGGACCACCCGGCUGCGGUAAGACGCUUCUGGCCAAGGCCAUUGCCAACGAAUGCCAGGCCAAUUUCAUUUCCGUCAAGGGUCCUGAGCUGUUAACCAUGUGGUUUGGCGAGUCCGAGGCCAACGUCCGUGACAUUUUCGACAAAGCACGCUCGGCAGCCCCUUGUGUGCUAUUUUUCGAUGAACUGGAUUCGAUUGCCAAGGCACGUGGUGGUAAUGUGGGUGAUGCUGGUGGCGCUGCCGAUCGCGUGAUCAACCAAAUCCUUACUGAAAUGGACGGCAUGGGUGCCAAAAAGAAUGUUUUCAUUAUUGGAGCAACCAAUCGUCCGGACAUCAUUGAUCCAGCUAUUUUGCGUCCAGGACGCUUAGAUCAGCUAAUAUAUAUUCCAUUGCCAGAUGAUAAAUCACGUGAGGCUAUAUUGAAGGCCAAUUUGCGCAAGUCGCCACUGGCCAAGGAAGUUGAUCUUACCUACAUUGCCAAGGUGACACAGGGUUUCUCUGGCGCAGAUUUAACCGAGAUCUGUCAACGUGCCUGUAAGUUGGCUAUUCGUCAGGCAAUCGAGGCAGAGAUACGUCGGGAGAAGGAACGUACUGAGAAUCAGAACUCUGCUAUGGACAUGGACGAAGAUGAUCCAGUUCCCGAAAUAACACGUGCCCAUUUCGAGGAGGCUAUGAAGUUUGCACGUCGUUCUGUGUCCGAUAACGACAUUCGAAAAUAUGAGAUGUUUGCUCAAACUUUGCAACAGUCACGCGGUUUCGGACAAAACUUCAGAUUCCCCGGUAACACCGGUAACACCUCAGGGUCCGGCACCAACAUGCCAGUGAACUCGCCAGGGGAUAAUGGCGAUGAUGAUCUAUACAGCUAGAUUUUUAGUUAUAAACAAACAAGUUUUAUAAAUGAAUUUUUUCUUUAAAUCCAAAUAUUUUAAAACAAGAACAUUCGAUGAUUAAAAUACACGACUCAUCAUGAUGCAGCAGUGUGGAGGACAGGAAGAAACAAACAAGAAUAUAACAGGAAAACUUGCAAUGAAUAAUUCGGACACAUUUCAACUUAUAAUUUUGUCAUACAUUGGUCAACAGAUACUGCAAGACCAAGUAUAACCAUAUUUACAUUAAAAACAAAACAUUUUUAGGGCGCAGAGUGGAUGAAAUUAAAUCAAACACUGGCAAUGCUCUUAUCAUUCGUGGAUUCUCGGUAGCUCUGAUCUGGUCGAUAACCGAGUUCUAUUUACAUAUAUAUAAUUGAUGAUUCACAUACACACACGUACAUUUAAAGAUAAAUAUAUUAAACACCAUAAAAUUAUAAGUGUAUUUGGAGCUACGUUUUUAAGUGAAUAAAAAUUAUAAAGUCA